Messenger RNA from Propithecus coquereli (Coquerel's sifaka), 489 nucleotides. RefSeq names its product chromosome unknown open reading frame, human C3orf18. The coding region runs from base 1 to 489 and encodes 162 amino acids. The record is from RefSeq and is a predicted model, not a curated record. The transcript is spliced from 4 exons. Lineage: Eukaryota; Metazoa; Chordata; Mammalia; Primates; Indriidae.
AUGAACUUCAGGAUUGCAUCUGCUAGGGGCUGGUUCAGCAGCCGUCCACCCACCGCUGAGCCUGAUCUGGAACCUGCCACAGAUGGGCCAGCCUCUGAGACCACUACCCUCAGCCCAGAAGCCACCAGCUUGAAUGACACCAGAAUCCCUGAUGUGGCUGGUGGUACAGCCGGCGUGGGUACCAUGCUUCUGUCCCUUGGGAUCAUCACGGUGAUUGGCCUGGCUGUGGCCAUGGUUUUAUACAUCAGGAAGAAAAAGAGGCUGGAGAAACUACGCCACCAGCUCAUGCCCAUGUACAGCUUCGACCCCACAGAGGAACAAGAUGAGCUGGAGCAGGAGCUGCUGGAGCACGGGCGGGAUGCUGCUUCCAUGCAGGCUGCUGCUUCCGCGCAGGCCGCACAGGGCAAGGCCAUUCUUCCCUCCCAGGGCCCACUGCAGAGGCCCAGCCGGCUGGUGUUUACUGACGUAGCCAACGCCAUCCAUGCGUAA